Messenger RNA from Nothoprocta perdicaria, 1981 nucleotides. RefSeq lists its product as uncharacterized. The record is from RefSeq and is a predicted model, not a curated record. The transcript has 2 exons. The coding region runs from base 26 to 1981 and encodes 651 amino acids. Lineage: Eukaryota; Metazoa; Chordata; Aves; Tinamiformes; Tinamidae.
UGCCCAGUGCUGUUGCUGGGACGUCAUGGCAAGUUUGGGCCGGGCAGGGGGUGACAGAAAGGAAAAUGUACCUCCUCGCCUGAGGCGCUGCUCCGGAGGAGAGCAAACAAAUAUUCAGAAGAAUGUGAAUAUUGAUCUGUUUUUGAGUGCUAGAAGUCAAGUAGACAUUUCUCAUCACUGGCACGAGCCUGCUGCAUUCAGUGUAGAUCACAACCAGAGAGCAGGACAGAGCCGGCUGUGUACUGCACCUCUGCCAGCUGGGGAGAGAAAUCUCAGGCUGAUACAGACUAAUCUCCCCUGCCCUUCUCAGACACUUCGGGACACCACCAGCCAGCUCUCCAAUUCCUGCUUCCAGCAGCAGAAUAAUCUCUGCUCGAGACUGCAGCAGCACAGCUCUAAGGAUUUGGCUUAUAGCACUCCCUGUCUUGCAUUGUCAGUGCUCCCUGCUGUGGAUCUUCCUUGGAGACCCUCUUGCCUUUAUGCUGAUAGUUUAGAAGGAAGAAGGAGUGAGAGUGUUUGCCUCCCUCAGCAAUACCAUCAGAGAGCAAAGACAGGUGGUUGCUGCUCCAUACAUUCUAAUUGCCAUUUUUCGGAAAGAAGGAACAAACAUAGUAAAUAUCCAGUGGACAAGCAACAGUGCUGGUCUCUUGCUGCUUCUUUUAUGGCUCAUGGGAAUCCUUCACAUUUACCAUCUAAUACUGUAGAUCCCCUUCUUGGGAACAAAUCAGUGGAACACCUGUCUUUAAGCUGCUGCAGGGAAAGUGUGAACUCUUUUUGUUGUGCUUCAGCCCUUUCCUUGGGAGAUCUCAGGCCAUCUAGCCUGGCAGAGUCUUUUCCGAACUCUGCCUCCCUUCAGUCACUUCUCGAUUCCUCACAGACUUCUGCCGAUUUGCACUGUUCAAUCCAGAGGCUUAAACAGGAAGCUGUUUGGAUGGGGUUAUGGGGCUCCCUCCCUCUGGAGCCCUUGCGCUCUCCAGCAAAUAGCAGUCUGUGCUUUUCUCAUGAUGAUUCAGCUCCUGGUGUCCUGAGCUCAGGAGAACAGCUAGCCGGAGUAAGUACCCAUGCUGCUCAAGCGAGAUUGAAAUGGAAUGUCCCAUUUGCUAAAGACUGGAACCUUGGUGCAGUGCCAAGUGACUUUUGUUGUGCUGAACCUGCCUCUGUCUCUCACAGAUACAGACAUACUGACUCACACAUGUGGAGAACCAAACUUUCAGGCAACAUCCAGCAAGAAACCCUCUCUGCUGCAGUGGGCUCUGGCUGGCUAGUGGAUGCAGAAGCAGAUUCUUCCUGUAAUUGUUCCCCUUGUUUCAGAUACCAGGCAAAGUCAGCUCUGGAAACUGGAAGGUUUUAUGUUCACAAAAGAAAUCAUUCUUCUGAAAAGAUAUUUAAAAGAGAAAAGAAAUUUGAUGGGACACACCCACGUGCUGUAUUUUGGAAAAAAGACUUUCCAUCCAGUCUAUAUCCAGAAGGUCUGCAGGUGGCACUGGAGAAACAGUUAGAGGGUGCUCAGGUGAAUGGUGGUGUAGCCAUACAUGGAACUCCAAGGGAAAUGUGCAUGAGAGUCACUUCCCCUUCUGGAGAUAGAGAGUUUGGGUCAGUCGAGCAGCUUGGUAUUAAAUAUGUAGAAGUCAGCACCUCUGAACCUCAUGGUGAAUCCAGCAAAGAGUUGCAAGAGAUGUGUGAUACUAGAUUGCAAGCAACCAGAAGAAUGACUGUAGUGGACAGCAGCAAGUCCAGCCCUUUCAGUAAGCAGGCUCAAACAAUCUUUGAUGAAUUUCCUGACAUAGAUAGUGUGAAUCUGAACAGAGAAGGAGGAAAAAACAAACCUUCUUGCCAGCACAGAGGGAGGAACUGGGAACCUGACACCAAUGUGGACCAGUCUGGAGGGCCUUCUGUGGAGAGAAGUGCCAGCAAACCACAGUGUUGGGAAGAAGGCAGCCAGAUGCAGGAAACGGUGUCCCGUGAGGUGAGAGUGUGCUAA